Molecule: messenger RNA, 659 nt
Organism: Baudoinia panamericana UAMH 10762
Lineage: Eukaryota; Fungi; Ascomycota; Dothideomycetes; Mycosphaerellales; Teratosphaeriaceae
Exons: 1
Coding region: 185-514 (109 amino acids)
Source: RefSeq, a predicted model, not a curated record
UCACAUUGUCUCCCGUACGGGCAAGAAGACACAAGUACCGUGAGAGACUGAACCAGGUCCAUGUUGUGCAACGUCAGGCAUCUCCGCGAAGCAAGGGGCACUAUUCGCAAGCCUUCAUUACAUUCCUGUACCAGCUGGCGCCGCGGGAGAAAUCGCUUAACUUUCAAGCUGCACCUUGUAAGAGAUGACCGGCCAACAAUCGGUUAGGCAGACGCACAAGCGACUGGCAGGUCUCGAGUCGAGCAAUGAUCUUGCUUCGCACCUUCACUGCAUCGAUCCUUGUAGCUGCUGCGUGGAAUCCAGUAACCGGAUCCUAGAGCUGUAUCACGAGCUCCCCUUGUGCACAAGCCGGCAAAGCAUGCCGAACUUCACGUUCCCAAAAGCCCGCGUCCUUCGGAGAUUUUGCUCUCGCAACACAGACGAGGACCCCCCCCACCACAAUCGAGGUAUCCGCGUCACAGUCCUGCGAGCGACUUUCGAUGACCUGGGCUCUUCACUCAUACCCCUACAAUAAUGUGAAGCGUCAGCGGCAAAGUGUGUGGAAUAUUCCCUUGUCUACUCCACCAUCGACAGCCUUCGGCAUCUUACUCGGCGUUGCGUACAAGUUAACGUGACGACGUCAACGUGACCUUACAUAGCUGUGCCUCCACAGGCUCUCA